AUUAUUUUUUCCUCCCCAUUUUGGGAAUUAUACAGUUUAUACUGGUAUGGGUUUGUAGCCCAUGGGCUUUUAAAAAAACUUAAAGCCUAAAGCUUGUAACUGGGCUUCUACACAGCCUAGGAUAUGAAAAACGUAAAAAACGCGCUUAUUGAAGCGCGUGAGCCAUCCGCGCGUGUAAAUGCGCCCGGCGCUACUCGCCAUCACCGUCCGGAGGAGAGAGAGGAAGGGGGAGAGAGAGAGAGACGGUGGAGAGAGAGAAAGAAGAGGGGGUAGGCGGAGGUUUUAGAGAGAGAAACUCGUUGAAGAAGGCGAACCAGACCUUCCAUUCGGUGGAAACCAUAGGAUUGACUUGUUACCGAUCCCUCCGCUUCAGUUGGUCUUGGAUCCGGCGGAUGAGCUGUUUUCCCGGCAGAUUAAUACACGAACGAAGAAGAGAUUGCUUUUUGGGAGAAUGGUAGAUAUUUGUGGCGUGUUGGUCGUAAAAGCAGAACAGAAACAGUGAUCUUGACCAUUGGUAGGCAGAUAGAGAAAGUGAGAAAGAGACGGAGAUAGAGAGAGAGGGAGAGAGAGAGAUGGGUAGUCCAAGAUCAGGUCCGGCUGAUUGCACGGUGGGUUCGAUCGUAUGGGUGCGAAGGAGGAACGGCUCAUGGUGGCCGGGGAAGAUACUGGGCCCAAAAGAACUUGACGCAACUCAUCUCACAUCUCCGCGAUCCGGGACGCCGGUGAAGCUCCUUGGCAGAGAAGAUGCAAGUGUGGAUUGGUACAAUUUAGAGAAGUCCAAGCGUGUCAAAGCCUUUCGGUGUGGUGAUUUUGAUGAGUGCAUUGAGAGGGUGGAAUCUGCACAAGGGUUGCCAAUAAGAAAAAGAGAGAAAUAUGCCCGGCGAGAAGAUGCUAUUAUCCAUGCUCUUGAACUCGAGAAAGAAAUGCUGAAAAAGGAAGGGAAAUUUGUUACGGAAAAGGUUAGAAAUAAGUCUCCUGAUGCAAAGAAAGAGAGGUUAGUCGUCUCUGGGGAUCAAGACAUCUGUAAUAGAAAACAAGAAUCCAUUGGAUGUUUAAGAUCAAACCAUGUUGGUGAUGGUCUUUAUUCGCAAAAAGAGAAAGAGGAAAAUCGGCCAGAUUGUGAGGAUGAUCAUAUUGAAGCUGCGACUCGGAUGAGAGGAUUGCAAGACCUGGUGCUUAGAACUUCAUCUUCAAAGCGAAAGUUGCCAUGUUCUAAUGGUCCUAUUACUUCGUCAAAGUCUGUGGCAAGCGGUAACUCUCCAGCUUCUUCUAGUGGAGACCAUAGCGUGGACAGGUCCAAUUAUGCCCUUGGAAAGGAGCACAUCGGGAGUAAAUUCCAGAACAAAAGGCCCAGAUAUAUGUUUGCAUCAGCUGAGUCUAAUGAUGCUUUAGACUUACAUAACAGUUUGCUAAGUGAGAGGAAGAUGAUGCAAUCCUCAUUUACUGGUGAUGGUUUCCAUCAUUUGCUUUCAGAAGAGGACCCCCCUGAAUUUUUAGAAGAUAUCGGAUCCGAUUCCUCUGAAUCUGAUACUGAUUCUUCUGAUACAGAGGAGGAUACGGAUGACAAUAUACCCAUGUUUUCAGGUACUGGGCAACAUUCAGAACGCAUCCAAAGUGCUUUUAUUAGACAUAUGACAGCAGAAGAUGAAAUCACGAGCAGUGAGGAUCACGAUGUGUCAUCCUUUUCUGGUGGCUCUUCUUACUUCUAUCCUCCCAAUCAUGAUUUUGGCAAUGAAGCUGUUUCUAAAUGGCGGCUCAAAGGAAAAAGAAAUGUCCGUAACCUUCCAAGAAGGUCUACGGGUAAAACCGGUCGAUUUGAACAUGGGACAUAUCGUGAUCUAAAGAAAAAAGCAUUUGACCAAAAGUCACUCGGGUAUGGUUUGGAUUUUGAUGGGGCAAAUGAUACGAGUGAUGGAACCGAAGACACUGACCCCCACGAGAGGGAGUUUGGGAUCAAAAUGAUUGGACUAUCUGACGAGGGUUGUCUUCCUUCAAAGAGGACUGCAUCUAGAUGCAGGAACAUAUUCAACAAUGACAUGCUUGACUGGGAUAGUGAUCCUUGGGAAGGCCGGUCUGGUACAAAAAGGGACUGGGAAGAAAAAAUUGAGGGUGUCGGACUGGAGUUUGAUGCUUCCCGGCAGUUUGGUGAGAAAAUGCAUUACCGGUUGAUAGAUGUGGAUGUAGAAGUACAAGGAAGCUAUCAGAGAGGGCCUGUCUCCAUCAUCUCCCUCGUGAGCAAGUUGGAUGGAAGGGCGAUAAUAGGGCAUCCGAUUGAAGUUGAAUUCUUAGAUGGUUCAUCUGAGACAUAUUUACAGACUGUUGAUUACUUUGGAAACGAAACAACACACCGUGACAAACCUUUCAUACUUCCCCCUACAUGGAAGACAGCCAGAAGGAGCAGUUCACGGGUUCCACGGCUGCAUCCAUUCUCAUCGCUAGAAGUCGACGAUUCUUUGCCAGAUCAGGGUAGAAAACCACUGGUUAAGAAAUCAAGUUUGAGAAACUUUGGCGGUGAUGCUAACACACUAAGGAGAAGCGAAAUGGGCAUACCCCGAGCACCUAAAGAGAGAAGGCAGCAGCAGAAGAAGCAGAUAAAGAAAACAAGUGCAUCAUCAGCUAUUCAAAAGAUGAGGGCACUCUCAUCAUUUGGCAGCGAACAAGGGUACGGGGUGAAGCCAUUAUGUGACAAAAGCGGUAUUAACUCACAGAUGCUCGAUCUCUCUAACAGGCAGGUAUUAGCAGGGCCACCCACAGUGGCCUGCAUACCGAUUAAAUUAGUAUUCAGUAGAUUACUUGAGAAGAUAAACAGGCCGCCAUCAAAACCAGCUGCAAUGAAAAUGGGUAUUCCGGGUAGUAGUGAGAGAAGAAGAGAUUAAAGCAUAGGGAGUGACACUGUGCAGUUCACUUGCAGGUACAGACAUGGCCACAUUUCUCUUAACUAUCAAGUUUCCUUCAUAGGCUGAGAGAAUCUCACCUGUAGGGGGAUGGAAUAGGGUGAUGGAUCUUUUUGGGCAUCAUCCAGUUUUAGUUGUAGGAAGAACAGUUUACAUAGAGAGAGAAGGGUUACUGGUACAGAAGGGGAAAUCACAAGCAAGCAUGUAUUGCAUUCAUAUACAUAACAGCAAUUGUUCAUUUUAUUACCACAACAGGAGUCUCUCUUUGCAGCCAUAUAUAUGUUCAUGUGUCUCUGUUUUUACAUCUACAAACAAAGUCCCUAAACGUUGUAACCUCCAAUAUCCCCCACAAUGUUGUAAAUUUAAGAGCUUUUUUGCAAAUUUCUUCAAAUGUUUGGA
Molecule: messenger RNA, 3293 nt
Organism: Tarenaya hassleriana
Lineage: Eukaryota; Viridiplantae; Streptophyta; Magnoliopsida; Brassicales; Cleomaceae
Exons: 4
Coding region: 573-2876 (767 amino acids)
Source: RefSeq, a predicted model, not a curated record